Molecule: messenger RNA, 1151 nt
Organism: Hyalella azteca
Lineage: Eukaryota; Metazoa; Arthropoda; Malacostraca; Amphipoda; Hyalellidae
Exons: 4
Coding region: 267-959 (230 amino acids)
Source: RefSeq, a predicted model, not a curated record
UAGAGGAGCUUUGAUUCAAGUCCUCUUAUUCACUGUAAUAACAUUAAAUUUUACUUUCUGUUGUAAUUACCUUAAUUUUACUUUAACUGUUAGACUUAAUUCACUUGGCUUCAAUUGAUGUGAAUAAGGUUUACAAAUCUUUUUGAAUGUCGAAAACAAAAUAGUCCCAACAAAGCAGGUCACAGUGGCCAUGUGUGACGUUUGAUGCAAUAAAAUAAUUGGAAGGUGAAAAACACACAUCGAAAAAUUUCCAAGGAUUUCGGAGCAUGGCGAUCCUGGCAAAAAUAUUCAUGUCGGUGUUCGGUGCGACGAUUACAGCGGCCGCCUUGGCCCGGUAUGACAUCGUCUUCUACCCUUCGUUCAAAAUAACUCCUACCAAAGUUUACAAGACUUUCAACGUUUCCAGCUUAAGUGAGUGCCGGCGUAGGUGCGUGGAUGACCCGGAGUGCACGGGCUGGACUGAGUGGCCCACGAGGAAGUCCAAUCUCGACAACUGUCAACACACGCGCGACUCGCAGCCCGGCACGACGCUGGUCAGCGGUUACGGCAUGGAAACUUACUUCAAAGAGAAAAAACCGAAAAAAUACUUUUGGAGCUCUGAUGUGGGGUACGGCAGCGACAAAAACUUCACGACUCUGUGCGCUCAGGACAACGGGCAACCCGGGCUGGUGCACACCCUACAGGAAUACGAGUACAUCAGAGACAACCUCAUGUCGGCUGUCACGGAAUGGAGCGGCCGUUUCAUCCCUUUGAUGAGUUACCUCUACUCGAAUAACACGAGGAAAUCUAACAAAUGGACGGGAACACAACUGCAAGUGGACGGCAACCAUGUGCUUCACCGCCACUACGAUCCCUCUUUCGAUGAUUUGUGCAACACCAUCACCCCUACGAACGACCUCACCCUCAAGGAGUAUUCGUGUACUGAAACGAAACUAAACGUUCUCUGCUACACAUAUUAAGCAAUCAACUUCUCUGCUACAAUUAUCAAGCAAACAACAAUUAUUAAGCUUCACCGCCACUACGAUCCCUCUUUGGAUGACUUGUGCAACACCAUCACCCCUACGAACGACCUCACUCUCAAGGAGUAUUCGUGUACGGAAACGAAACUAAACGUUCUCUGCUACACAUAUUAAGCAAUCAACUUCUCUGCU